AACCGUUCAUUGAGGAGCAGCAACACAGCGCCAACACAGCGAACAUGGCAGACAAGAAACAGACCGUGGACCUGGGUUUACUGGAGGAGGACGAUGAGUUUGAAGAAUUCCCAGCCGAAGACUGGACGGGGCUGGAGGAAGACGAAGACGCUCAUGUUUGGGAAGACAACUGGGACGAUGACAACGUAGAGGAUGAUUUUUCCAAUCAGCUGAGAGCUGAGCUGGAAAAACAUGGUUACAAGAUGGAGACGUCUUAGCGGCUAACGAGGCCUUGCAGCAGUCGACGACAUUGGAUAUGAACAUUUAUGUUUGAAUAUUAUCGGUUGACCCCACGCCACCGGAAAUAAUUUGAGGAUAUUAUUUUGUUUCUUUUUUUGUAAGAAAUAUUGAUGGAAGUAAAUUGUUUGGAGUAAACCGUU
This is a messenger RNA of Pseudoliparis swirei, 419 nucleotides long. It is a transcript of the gene sem1, whose product is annotated as SEM1 26S proteasome subunit. Gene Ontology annotation, biological process: proteasome assembly; double-strand break repair via homologous recombination; mRNA export from nucleus. The record is from RefSeq and is a predicted model, not a curated record. Gene Ontology annotation, cellular component: proteasome regulatory particle, lid subcomplex; proteasome complex. NCBI's taxonomy places the organism in Eukaryota, Metazoa, Chordata, Actinopteri, Perciformes, Liparidae. The transcript is spliced from 3 exons. Bases 45 to 257 code for a protein of 70 amino acids.